UAGACUCAUACAGACUCUCAGACCCUUGAGGCGGAGUACACAGUACAGCGAAGCUGACUUAGCUGACAACGCUUACACGUGGAUCUCCGACGAGUCGACAUUAACUCGUAUCACUACUCUUGUUGAAACUUUAUAAAAAAUACUAUCUAAACGUUUAAUAGAGGAUAUCCUUCGUGGACGCCCGAUUAUUCUCUAACCGACCGAAUUAUCCACAUCUAGUUAGUGGCAUAGUCUCUGACAAUAAUUUAUUGAAUUCGAUUUCAAUAACACGUGCACGCGGCUGAACGACUGGACGCGAGCUUUCAGAGCAGUUUCGCACAUGUGUCUUGCAGGCAGAACAUUUGCUUCGGAUUGAAGAAUAAUUAUUGUCGGAACACGUGAAAUAAAAUGCCUCCAAUACCUUCAAAAACGACCAAACCUAUAAAUUCGAGCGUUAUGGAUGUCGACGAUUUGAUCGUCAAGAGAAUAGGUGGUGGAAGCAUCAUUGAUCAACGACCGUUGUUUUCCAACGAUAGCGAAAUUCUUUAUGUUGUAUGGAAGCAAGUUAUUCGUACUUACAGUACAAACACUGGAGAUUUUGUCAGAGAGUUUGAACCGGCUGAUAACAGAAUUACCGGAAUAGUCCACCAUUCUGAAGAUUUCAAUACGAUCGUCGGAUGCACAGAGACAGGGGAUCUUGUCAACUGGAACAGCCAAAAUGGUCUUGUUUUUAAAAAAUUGAAAUUGAACAUUGAGAAGGACGUCAAGAUCAGCACAUUUCACAUUGUAAAUUACACUAAUCCAUGGGGAAAACCUAUAACUCAAGCCCUCGUAUCUUACGUGACAAAAAAUCGAAACCUCAUAAAUCUAGUACUACUGGAUCUCGAAACCGGUAUAUCAACGAAAUAUGUCACAAAAGAACUCCUCUGCGACGAGUAUCACUUAGAUAUAAUAGGGAACGAUGGAAACAACCUUGUGGCUCUGGUACAAGACGUUGAUCUCCACAUAUUGGAUCCUGGGAGAAACUUAGCCGGAAAAUUGCACAAAAUUGGAUCCCAAGGCAGAAAAUUGACUUGUGUAACGGGACAUCCGGAGGAAGAAUGUGUUGCGACCGGAGAUUCGAGCGGUCGGGUUGUAGUGUGGAAAAAUCUUUUAGCAACAAGACCUUUUCAAGGAGUUUACCAUUGGCAUACUUUGCCAGUGACGGAAAUAGCUUUCAGUAAAUCUGGUGGUCACAUGUACACCGGUGGAAGUGAAUGCGUCCUUGUUAAAUGGACCCUCGCAAAUCCUCAUCACAAAUCGUUCCUCCCUCGAUUACCAGCCCCCAUUAAGCAUUUAACAAUAGCUCCAGAAAAUCGCUACGUUGCUGUUUCAACUCUGGACAAUGGCAUUGUCGUCGUGAAUCCUCAGCAAAAACUUACUGCUUCGAUUCAAAACUUCACUUGGGGCGUCACAACUUCGAGAAAAGACCUUUUCCCUGCUGGAUUAAUCCUGGACCCACGAACCAACAGCCUCGUUCUCAACAGUCGGACAGGUCACGUCCAAUUUUUCGAUACGAACACAAAAAGUCUUUUAUACAAUGUUGACAUCACGGCACAAAAUUUACUGCCUCAAGAACGGAAUGUAAUAUUAGUAAAUACGGAAGUAACGAAGAUAGCAUUGAGUCCUGAUGGCUCGUGGAUGGCAACGGUCGAAGAACGGGACGACAAAGAAUACUUUAUCGAAAUCAGAUUAAAAUUCUGGAAAUUCGAUGCUCAGAAACAAAUAUUUACACUCAACACGUCGAUAGAAUUUCCUCAUGAAGUCGGUGUAAACGCUCUCAAAUUUCAACCGAACUCUCCACUGGACGAUGAUGAUUUAUUCGCUGUAACUGUUGGAAAAGACAAAAAAUUCAAGUUGUGGAAUCUUUUUGAACCAACUUCGAUACACAAGAACACCAAGCACUGGCGAUGUUACAGUAGCGGUACAUAUGGAGAGAAGCCAGCGAUGACUGCAGCUUUUUCAUUCGAUGGUUCAGUGCUCGGUGUGACUUUUAAAACAAGUCUUACCCUUUGGAAUCCUAACACGGUCACACUCAAAAAGACUUUAACUUUCUGUCUUUAUCCACACACAUUAACCCACGUAGAAUUUGGGAAGCACGAAUCCUGUCAUCUAGUCGUUAUAGCUUCGGCGAAACAUUUAGCAGUUUUGGAUCUUUUGACACUGCGUAUGGUGUGGAGCGUUCCUUUGACAUUGACGAAUUUGGUAGCGGAUCCGAUUUCAGAUUAUAUGGCUGCUUUUACUUCAGACAAUUCGCUAUUUGUAUUCACGCCACAAUCGUAUAACCUGGUUUACGAGAAAAAUAAUGUCGUGGACGACGAUAGUUUUAUACUGGGUGCGUGUUUCGUGCCACAUCCUCGAGAAAAACGUGAUUCGACGGUGAAACCCUGGCAAAGAAAAUCUCAGCUGUUUUUCUUGGACUCGAAUCGGGAACUUUUGACAUUGGAAUCGGAGUCUGAAGCGGCGAUGUCCUUCGAGAAUUUAACAGUCAAUGGAAAUUUACCGGGCACGGCGUUCAGCAAUUUGAUAGCUGGGGAAACGUCGCUGCCGGAACGAGCACCGCCUUUCAUACACGAACAGUUGGGUUCGCCAGGAAAAGGACUUCUCGAGAAGCUUUUAAGUGUCCCGGCGCACACUUUACCGCCCUUGGAAACGUUAUUCGUUCCCUUGCUAAUGUCCUUUAGAACUAAGCGUACUGAUGAAAAGUCAGGAAUUCAAGGCGACAAAGUCUCGAGCGAAAUGAAUGGCUCACAGUCUCGUGAUCCGACCAACGACAGCGCUACCGAAAAGGACGACGAUCACGAUGAUAAGGAAUCUUCCCAAUCCACAACUCCAACAGUUAACAAGGAAAUUUCAGAUGAAUGGGCCAAGUAUGAAUACGAAAGACAACAAGAAUUAAGAACUGAUCUCGUCAGCUACGAUUGGAGCUUUUUGGCUUCGCUUUUCCCCGAAUGAAACUACUAUGUGAUUCCUCCGAAUUCUGUAGGAAAAUACAAUUUUAUUUAUUGUUUA
This is a messenger RNA of Venturia canescens, 3030 nucleotides long. RefSeq names its product WD repeat-containing protein l(2)05287. Gene Ontology annotation, cellular component: nucleolus. Gene Ontology annotation, biological process: positive regulation of rRNA processing; positive regulation of transcription by RNA polymerase I. The transcript has 15 exons. Gene Ontology annotation, molecular function: protein binding; RNA binding. The coding region runs from base 388 to 2973 and encodes 861 amino acids. NCBI's taxonomy places the organism in Eukaryota, Metazoa, Arthropoda, Insecta, Hymenoptera, Ichneumonidae. The record is from RefSeq and is a predicted model, not a curated record.